Molecule: messenger RNA, 1473 nt
Organism: Theileria annulata
Lineage: Eukaryota; Apicomplexa; Aconoidasida; Piroplasmida; Theileriidae
Exons: 1
Coding region: 1-1473 (490 amino acids)
Source: RefSeq, a predicted model, not a curated record
AUGAAACUUGAUGGUUCAAAAAAGAGUAAAAUUUGGGGUUUUUUAAAGCGCCCCAAAGCAUAUUCAGUAGCACUGCUGCUGAGUAGGCUGAUCUUAUCGGUAUGCCAAUCAGCCGUUUCAUUGGACACUUGGACAAAAUUCGCAAAGCUCUCGCGUGUUACAGAUGAUAUUGAUAUGGCACUAGAGACUUUAGAGGAGUAUACAGGAGAUUUGAAUUGGGUUCCAGUCCCCGAUAAACCAACAAACGGACCUGAGCUGUAUGGACUUAAUAGGCUAUUUAACUUGUAUUUGAUAAGACUGUCACAUUAUUUUCAUGGACGAAUUACAACUUUUUUGGUGUACUUUCCUUCAUUUAUCUUUGGAGUUCUUUUGCUCUUGACAUUGUUUGACAUUUCUGCAAUAAUUUGGCGGAGAGGAAGGGUAAAAUUGCCCAAGUUUUACCUGCUUUUAAGGUUUAUUUUGUACUGUGUACUAUUUCUCCUUGUGUUCUCCCAGUUCAUGUUCCUGUUGUACUAUAAUAAUUCGCUGUGCUCGAUGGAGGGAUUGUAUCCAUUUCUGUUUGUAGAUUCGGGAGAUGAAAACGCCAGAGUUGAGUUUCUACGCAAGGGUUCAUGCGGUUUCUCCCACAAGUUGAUAUUGACAUAUGUGAUGUCAUUUUUAACUCUGCUGCCAGACGCAUUUUUGAUACUUAUUUCAAUUCUGCCAGCAUUUAGAAGUUAUUCACUUCUGAAUGGCAUGAAGUACUUUGGGUCAUUUUUCCUAUUUGUAACGGUAUUUAUAGCUCUGGACACGAGAAGGUUCGUAUCUCUGGGCCAGAGCGCUAAAAUUUUAGAUUUCGCGGCUGAAAAGUAUAAUGAACAAGCCAUUCAAGCAGGUAGAUAUGGGUCAGUCAUCAAACUACUAAACAAGUCAAAGUCGACGAAAAUGGUUAAUAUGAAAGAUGUGAUUACAUUUAGAGUAUUUGCUUCAUUGAAGGAACAUUUAUCUGGACCAUUAGUUGAAGCUAAAUUUAGACUUCAAGAUAGUAAAUUGGGAUCUGUGAGAAAUUUGGUACACUUCAAUUUUGCUAAGCAGUUGUACGCUCAAUCCAAACAUUCAAGUUUUUACUUUUACUCUGCAGGACUGUACAUUAGUGUAAUGACAAUAAUUGACGCUAUCGUAGGUACCGUGUUGAUAGUCAAGCGGCACAAAUUUCUACUUCCAAUUGUUGUAAUUGUGAACUUUUUCUACUUUUUCAUCAACGUGGUUCAUUGUAUCAUGUUACAGUUUCCCAUGGAACUUUCAAACCUCUUCUGCAAGGUAACCCAGUACACCACCGAUGAACACGGAAUACUCUUUGAAACACUCGCACUCUCUAACCUAACAUGCAAUGUCAAAUACAUCUACAACUGCACAUUCGCACUCGUUAUCUUCCUCGCCGUACUCGGAUUCGCAAAUGUAGUUAAUUUGUACUUUAUACACAAAGCACAUUAA